Macadamia integrifolia is the source of this 3641-nucleotide messenger RNA. RefSeq names its product two-component response regulator ARR2-like. Gene Ontology annotation, molecular function: DNA binding; DNA-binding transcription factor activity. Gene Ontology annotation, biological process: cytokinin-activated signaling pathway; phosphorelay signal transduction system. The record is from RefSeq and is a predicted model, not a curated record. Bases 901 to 2985 code for a protein of 694 amino acids. Lineage: Eukaryota; Viridiplantae; Streptophyta; Magnoliopsida; Proteales; Proteaceae. The transcript has 6 exons.
UCUCUAACUGGGAUGGGAUGUGUAGAUCAUGGUAGCCACAGGAGUGAUAAGAAAUUAAAACAAUUGAGAGUGGAGAAGAUAUCUGCUUUAAAAGGAGAGAAGUGAGAUUCUGAAAGAGCAUUAAUUCAUUUAUUUUGGAAAUGAAAAAAGAAAAAAGAAAUCUUUUGACUUGCAUAUAUGACCUGAAAUCUGAUUCUGAUCAAUUCAACUCUCAGUUUUGUUGUUGGGUAUCACGGGAAUCCUUUAGAUGUUGUAAGAUCCAAACUUUGCUUUUCUGGGUUUUGACAAAGUUUGAAUUUUUGGCUAGAAUUCAAAAAGAAAUAGUCAAUGAUCAAAGUUUCAGAAAAUAUUUUGAUAAAAAUGAAAACUCAAUAAAAUUUUGCUUAUUGGCUGGGUAUUUGCUCUAGUGAGCUGGAUCCACUCUUAUCGGAAAGUUAUUAAUUAAAAAAAGAGAGGGGAGACAGAAAGAUAGCUCAAAAACAGCUACUCGUAUCGUUUCCUUCUGUAUUUUGUCCCCAACUUGUAUAAAUAACAGUACAGAACGUUGUAGAUGAUGUUCAGUUUCUCUCGCUCUUCGUUCUAUUCAUUUUUUUUGGGUUUUCGAUUCUCUGGCAUCUCUCCGAAGUAAUCGACUGUUUCAAGGAAUUUCAGAGAAAUACAAUAAUUGGUUGAGAUUUCAUCGUUAUAGACUCUGGGUUUGGAUUUGGAUUUGGGUGUUUUCGGAUGUUUACUUGGUCGUUCAAUCGAGAUAGAAGGAGGAAGAAAGUGAUAUCUGGGUUUGGUUUUCUAGUCUUGAUUGGUUCUUCGACAGAUGAUUACGGAUAAGCUAAGCUAAUCGAGACUCAAGAGAUAGCAGGAAGAAGCCAAGUUUGAGAGUGGUUUUACUUUUAACAAAUAUACAUGGAUAGGUCUAUGUCGACAGCGAGUUCAACGGCUACCCGGAAGGUGGGUGAUGGGGUGUCUGAUCAGUUCCCGGCUGGCCUUCGUGUUUUGGUCGUUGAUGAUGAUCCGACCUGUCUCAAGAUUCUAGAGAAAAUGCUUCGGAAUUGCCUCUACCAAGUUACCACAUGUACGCGGGCCGAGGUUGCAUUGUCUGUGCUUCGAGGGAGUAAAAGUAGGUUUGAUAUUGUUCUUAGUGAUGUCCACAUGCCAGACAUGAAUGGAUUCAAGCUUCUUGAGCACAUUGGGCUGGAGAUGGACUUGCCUGUUAUCAUGAUGUCGGCAGAUGAUGGAAAAGAUGUUGUUAUGAAGGGUGUCACUCAUGGUGCAUGCGAUUACUUGAUCAAACCUGUUCGGAUUGAGGCCAUCAAGAACAUAUGGCAGCAUGUGGUCCGAAAGAGGAGGAAUGAGUUGAAGGACUUUGAGCAAUCAGGGAGUUUGGAAGAAAGUGACCGGCCAUGUAAAACAUCUGAUGAUGCAGACUAUGCAUCCUCUGUAAACGAAGGGAGUUGGAAGAGCUCCAAGAAGAGGAAAGACGAAGAAGAUGAAGGGGAGGAAAGGGAUGAUUCUUCCACAUUGAAGAAGCCACGGGUGGUCUGGUCGGUUGAGCUUCAUCAACAGUUUGUUGCUGCUGUGAAUCAACUAGGCAUUGACAAGGCUGUUCCUAAGAAAAUUCUGGAGCUGAUGAAUGUCCCUGGGCUCACUAGAGAAAAUGUUGCCAGCCACCUUCAGACUCAUGUUUGCAAUGAUAUGGUACAGAAAUAUCGUUUGUAUCUUAGAAGGUUAAGUGGAGUAAACACGCCUUUCAUGAGUCCACAAGAAGCAAAUUUCAGGUCAAUGUCUUCACUUGAUGGGCUUGAUGUCCAAGCUUUUGCUCUCUCAGGUCAACUCCCACACCAGAGUCUUGCAACACUACAGGCAGGGUUUACAAGGACAACUACAAACACUGGAAUAAGCAUGCCUACUGUUGAUCAGAGAAACAUAUUUAAUUCCGAAAUAUCAAAGUUAAGAUUUGGAUCUGGACAACAACUAUGCAACAGUGGUAAGCAGAUGAGCCUCCUGCCAGGACUCCCAACCUGCAUGGAACCAAAACAGCUACCUCAUCUGCCCCAGUCAGUCCAAUCAUUUGGUGGCGUUGGUUUGCAAGUCAGCGAGGGAACUUCAACCUUUCUAAACAUGCCAACAUCUCUCAGAACGACCUUGUCAAACCAUGUGCAUGGUAGACAUGGAAACCAUGGUAGUCCUUUAAUGAUGCAGAUGGCUCAAAACCAGUCAAGGACGCCAUUGUUGAAUCAGAUAGCAGGUGGUCAUACUUCUCGGAUCCCAUCAACCAUUGGGCAACAAAUAUUCUCAAAUGAGAUUUCGGGUCAGGUCUUGGAAAGAAGUAAGUGCAUCAUUAAUGGUAAAAAUGGAGCAUGCAACCCUGUUUCCCAAACCUCUUCAGUGGUUGAUUUUUCAAUGAACCACAUGACAGAACUGCCCGGAAAUGAUUUUCCUCUUGCAAGUGGUACUGAGGUAUCUACUCUUACAUCUACAGGAAUGUUUCAAGGGGGAGGAGUGGGAUUAAAAGGAUCAAGAGGCUUUGCUCCUAGUUAUGAUAUAUUUAAUGAGCUACGUCAGCCCAAAACCCAAGACUGGGAAUUACAGAAUGUGGGUCUGAAUUUUGAGGCAUCUCAACAUCUCAACUCCAUCGUUGAAAAUAACACAAACUAUGCAUCCUCAGUUCUGGCUAGCCAAGGGUUUGCUUCUUCUAGCCAGAAGAAUGGACAGAGCAUGAAUGUUGGCAAUGCAGUGAACUCCUCUGAAGAAGCAAAUGGACAUAGGAACACAGAAAACAGUAGUCAAAGGCCUAACAAUCCUAUGGCAGAAAAUUCAUUUAGAGUGAAGUCUGAAGCAACACCUGAUUUGAGCUGUGAGACUCUAUUUAUUCCCGAUCACCUUGGUCAAGAUGACCUCAUGAGUGCACUUCUCAAACAGCAAGGAGUUGGGCUGGUUGAAAGCGACUAUAACUUUGAUGGAUAUAACAUUGACAACAUUCCAGUGUAGAAGAUGCCCCAAUUAAUUACUUGGUAGCAGUGCCAAUGUGUAAAAUUACUUCUAUGGAUGUAUUGCUUCAUCGCAUUUUCUGUCAAAAGGACGAUUGAAGUUUUAUCACUCCAUGGACCAGGAUCCCUCUGUUCUUAUUUGUAUGGUUAUGCUGUAAAUUCAAAGAAUCAAGUUACAUCAUGCAACAAUGUGGUGGAGCCUGAAGUUUAUCUGGUAUGGAUCCAAUAUCCUCAAUUUUGGGGGAAAGUUCCAUAGGAAAUAGCUGUAUGAUAUAGAAAGGUGGUGUACAUUCAAAAUUUUGACUGUUUUUAGUAUCUCAAACUAACAAGAAAGUUUUGAUUUUAGAGGGAAUGUUAUGAAGUUAAGUGUUAGUUUCUAUGAUUGUUAGUUUAGAGAUUAAGGAUUUGUAGGCCUCCACAACUUUGUGGUGGAGAUGGGCCUCUUUUCCAACUCAACUAACACAUCAGGUUUGUUCUUUAGGAAUUGAGUAUGAUGUACAGAUUCAAUUUGAUUGCUAAAGACAUUAAUAUUGAUCUUCUGUGUAGGUCAUUUUCUUGUAUUUACUGUAUUAGGGGACUUUGGAUGUUGAGUUUAUGUUGUUGGUGAUGACUUCAACUCAUCUAAUAAUAUGCCCUUUUAAGACAUGUAUUUUUAUU